This is a messenger RNA of Symbiodinium sp. CCMP2456, 457 nucleotides long. The record is from the annotation of a GenBank genome assembly. NCBI's taxonomy places the organism in Eukaryota, Dinophyceae, Suessiales, Symbiodiniaceae.
AUGGGACGCGCGAGGCAACUGUAUGGUCAAGAGUCAUCGUUCGGCCUAUGGGGCCCGACUUUGGCCGUCAUGGUUGUGGCAGCGUUCUGCUUGAUCUGCUGGCUCACAGCAGCAAAGCCGCCAGAUGUCCAGCAGAGCGUUCGACAAAUCUGGGAGGAUUCUGCUCUCGGCCAAAACCGUGAUCAACGGGGAUGCUUGCAAGCAGCAGGCUUCGUUUGGUGCGAGGGUGCAGGCAAGUGCAUCAGACCAUGGAAGGAGGCUUGUCCGGGGGGCACUGACUUCUGCCGCAACUACUGUGCGGAGCAGAAGCGCCAGGAAGCGUCACAGCGACCCAGAAACAGACCAGGAUCUCACAGUGUUUUCUGCCGCUGUGCUGGCGAGGCCGAUGUGGAACGUGCUGAAAUUGAUGACAAGCGGUUGGACAAAAGAGAUGUCCUUAUGCUGCUAACCUGCUCAG